AGAGAAGAGAACAACCGAAGCGUCCGGGGCAAUAUAAGUCAGUCCCAGGCUGGCUCAAAGUCAGCCAGCCAGCCCAGCACGCGCAAACAUACUAAUAAAUCGCAAUUGUGAUUAUUAUUAAUCGAUUCCAUUCCAGGUCGACGCCUGUCCUUCCAAAACCCUUCCUCUCCUUCUCCGCCUCCGCCUCCGCCACCUCUCGCUUCUCUUUCCCUCUUUUCUUGCGCCGCUAUGUCAGUGCUCAGCCGGCUCGGCCUCCGACUCACAGCCCAGCUCUCCUCUUCUUUGCGCCUGCGAGGCUUCGGAUCAGCCGCCGGGGCUCAGCUUGAUUACGAUUGCUACUACGACGAGGAGGAGGAGGAGAAUGAAUCACGGCGGAUGGUAAUGGCGGAAUACAACGGAUGGGAAGCCGUGGGGAGGGGUAUACAGUGGGUCAUCAUGGGCGAUCCAACGGUCAGGCGACAUAUCUACGCCCACCGCCUCGCCAAUCUUCUAGGCGUCCCUCACAUUUCCAUGGGCUCUCUCCUUAGACAAGAACUCGACCCGCGUUCUCCUCUCUAUAAACAGAUCGCUGGUGCAGUGAACCAGGGCAAGUUAGUGCCCGAGGAUGUGAUAUUUGGGCUCUUAUCAAAGAGAUUGGAGGAAGGAUACCGCCAAGGUGAAACUGGGUUCAUUCUGGAUGGAGUUCCUCGUUCAAGGAUGCAGGCUGAGAUACUGGACCAAAUAACUGAGAUAGACCUGGUGCUGAAUCUCAAGCGCACAGAGGAGCCUCUGUCCAACAAGAACACUGCAGGCAAUGCAGUAUGUUCUCGAGAAAUCCAUCCAGGAUUUAACUUCAGCGUCCAGCCUCAUCAGACAGGUCGGUUUCAAAUACCAAGCACCAACCCAGAUGCCAUCUGUGAGGAGAAACUUCGCUUUUAUGUCGAACAGAGGAAACCUCUUGAAGAAUAUUACAGACAACAGAAGAAGCUGCUCGACGUCCAAGUGAGUGGUGGAUCAGGUGAUGCCUGGCAAGGUCUUUUGGCAGCAUUGCAUCUGCAGCACAUCUCAUCGCACAAGCUGACAGCGUAACAAUAUAAUGUGGUAAGAAUUAGAGAGAGAGAGAGAGAGAGAAUCUUUUAUCUUUUAUUUCAUUUUUUUUUCUUAUGAAUUUUGGCAUCCAGUUUUGUAUUAGAGAGAGAUACGAGGUUGUGUAGGAGAGUAGUGUAAACCUAGCCAGGAGUAGUCCUCAAGACUGGACAAAGAAAGAGACCUGUGCUCGGCAUUAUAAAUAUCAUAUUUUUUUGGUAUUCA
Messenger RNA from Andrographis paniculata, 1290 nucleotides. RefSeq names its product probable adenylate kinase 7, mitochondrial. The record is from RefSeq and is a predicted model, not a curated record. NCBI's taxonomy places the organism in Eukaryota, Viridiplantae, Streptophyta, Magnoliopsida, Lamiales, Acanthaceae. Gene Ontology annotation, biological process: nucleobase-containing compound metabolic process. Bases 229 to 1068 code for a protein of 279 amino acids. Gene Ontology annotation, molecular function: ATP binding; AMP kinase activity. The transcript is spliced from 4 exons. Gene Ontology annotation, cellular component: mitochondrion; cytoplasm.